Symsagittifera roscoffensis is the source of this 2231-nucleotide messenger RNA. Its product is annotated as menin-like. NCBI's taxonomy places the organism in Eukaryota, Metazoa, Xenacoelomorpha, Acoela, Convolutidae. Gene Ontology annotation, biological process: negative regulation of cell cycle; negative regulation of cell population proliferation; regulation of transcription by RNA polymerase II. The transcript has a single exon. The coding region runs from base 28 to 2091 and encodes 687 amino acids. Gene Ontology annotation, cellular component: chromatin; nucleus; histone methyltransferase complex. Gene Ontology annotation, molecular function: transcription cis-regulatory region binding; chromatin binding; Y-form DNA binding. The record is from RefSeq and is a predicted model, not a curated record.
GAUUGAUCUUUUCUACCAUGUAAUAACAUGGAUGCAAUGAACAACAGCAUCCCUCGUGAGAUCUGCAACUAUUUCCCUAUUUGCAACACGGAUGAUUUGUUUCAUUUUGUAACAAAUUUCAUACUCGGACUGAGCCAUGACAAGUGCAGCCUCUCGUCGAAAAGGAAGAAUCACAGUUGGAGAAUCCAAGAGGAGGCUAAUAUAGCUCUUUUGAGCAUCGUACUUGGGAUUGUUGAGCAUUCUUUGACAGUAGAGCAGGAUGAGUGUAAACCAGUGAUACUUUCCGAAAGCUCCGAUCAGAGACAUUUGAAAUUUAAGCCAGCUUAUGAGUUCCCUCCCGUUGAAUUAGAUGUAGUUCUAUCCUUCUACAGUCAGUUUCAAAAUGUAAUUUUGUCCUUUGUUGAUCUUUCGGAACAUUUUGACCGUUUACCUGCCUUAUCAUCAGCGGGAAAUUUGAAUGUGCAAUCGAAACGCUACAAUACUGUUCGCACAGAGAGCGAAAAAACGUCUGAUUUGGAAAGUCUGAUUGGGGAUUAUUCAGGUGAUCUCAACGAAGCAGACUCAGCAAAUAAUAACCUUGUUCCGAACCCAAAGUUAGUUGUUAAAUCAAAAUCAAAUAUAGUUCCUGCAGUAAAAAAGUUUUGUAGCAAAGAGCUACUGAAAUCAGUGAGCGACGCAAUUUGGGUGAGGCUGCAGAAAUCAUACCAAAAAGACCGCUCUCACCAACAGUCUCUCUUCUCGUUUUUAACCACAUGGAGGCUAGAUUCGUUCGGAGUUGCUGUUUGUGUAGUAGCGGCCGCACAGUUACUGGGAUUGAAUGACGUGCACCUUGCUCUGAGCGAAGAUCACGCGUGGGUCACUUUUGGCGAGAACCAAAAGGAGUCUUCAGAGGUUACCUGGCAUGGAAAGGCAGUUGAAGACAAAAGAGGCGAUCCUAUUACGGAUGUGGUUGCCAGAAAACGGUGGCUGUAUCUUGGAGGCAAAAACGCAAUCAAAUGUGACCGUGCGAGCGAAGUAGCUGCUUGUAUUGCCUCAAUGAGUAUGAACAUGGGGCUUGGGAAUGAUAAAACUGACAGUAGUAUAGUAGCAUUUAUUCAGCAAAAGCUUCUAUGGCAUAUGUACUAUGAAGGUCUCCUUGAUAAUUAUCCCACUUGUAUUGCUCUUUUGGGUGAUUUAGAAGACAUUCAGCCCUACGAGAGCUCAGAUACUUCGCCCCUGGAACUAUAUCAACGUGCAAUACGUUCCUCUGUCGUAUACUAUUCUGAUUCCUUCGUCUAUCCCUAUAUCCAUCUCGGAAAACAUUGCUUAAGGAAAGAAAAGCCAAGAGAGUCGCUAGCAAAUUGGGCGAGAGCGGCAACUGUGAUUGGAAGGUACAAUUAUGACAAGGAGGAGGAAGAAAUUUAUCGAGAGUUUUUCGACAUUGCUACAGUGCAUAUACCUGCUGUAGUGAAGCGUCCCUUGCAGCCUGAUAAACCAGAUCACUUGGUAUGCGAGGAUCCCCUUUCUCUUUGCUACAUAAUUCAGUUCAUAGAUGGAGUCUGUCUUUGGGAGGAGGGCAGCUCAACACCGGUGCUUCACAUUUCAUGGGCAGAAAAAUUUUUGCCUGUGUUGUCCGCAUUUUCAUUUGAAGUGCGAAGACGGGUUGUGUACAUAACAUCUGAAUUCUUGACGGAUACCAAACCGCAAAAUGAGGAUAUGAAGUCUACCAAUUCUUCGGCUUUGGCCUCCCCAAACGUCUUCGACUGUUGCGAGCCCUCAGCUAACCAAGGGCAAUCUCAUAUCCCUGAUUUACAAGCAAUAUUGCAAGAAAUGUCACAAAACAUGUUUUCGCCACUGUGUCAUCUUGGAGCGCCUGACUCGCUAAGCCAGCCUUCAAAUGUGAACAUAUGCAAGGACAGUAACAAGAUAGAACUGAAGAUAUACUCGAAGAAAAUGGCGCUAAUUUCCGAGUUGGUCCACAACGAGAGGUUCAAUCCACACGCGGCAAACUUGCAACUGACGGCGCAAACUUCACAGACAUCGGAACGGAAACGAGUCAGAAGUAACCCCUACAAUGAUUUCACCUUUCUCAGCAAUAAACGCAAAAAGUAGAUAUAUUCGAAAUUUGUGCUAGUUUUAUGUAUUUUGUCUGCAAAAAAAACUAUUUUUAUCUAAUUAUAGAACUUUCAUAUGCUUUGUUCCAAUCCAAUGUUAAUGUUUACUCUGUUCAUUGAACGUUGUGUAGAUAACAA